AAAACUACAGAAAAAACAUGGUAGUAGAUUCAGCAGACUGAUCUGUACUUGUGACAAAAAGAGACCAGAGGCUCGUCUUUACUUUCUUGUGGAGGAUUAUAUGGUGAGAGGAUUUGCACAGUGUAAGGAAAAGAUUGAAAGAUGGCCACAGGAUUGUAAAGUUAUAAUGAAACCAUUGAUCACACAACUGGAGAAGUAUGACAAAUCUGAAGUGUGGCACAGUCUCUUCAAGUUUGUCUUCUACUUCAACUCGGUGGAUGCCAAUCUAUUGAACGUGUUUGACGUGGGUCACAAACUGCCAGGAGAAUGCUCCACCUAUAUUCCACGACAGGAGAAACCUUACCUGUAUCAAGCAAGCGUCCCAUUUACAAUUGUUCGCCCUCCACCGACAACAACUGUUACAGCAUCAAGUGCCGGUGCUUCUGGGACAUCAACAACUCCAUCUGGCAUUGGAGCUUCUAGUUUCCAGGGCAGUAUUUCAGUAUCGAGUGUUUCAACCUCAACACCUCCUGCUAAGCCAGAGAAAAAGAAAGCAACAUUAAAGAGACUGUGUCCGGACGAUUGGUCAGAUGAUUGCUAUUAUCACGGGAAGAAGAAGAAGUUUGUGUUUCAAUGCGUGGUUAACUACCUUCAUAAAAAUGGUGGACUACCUAUCAAGCUGAAUAUACCAUUUUCAAUGGCAGUCUGUGCUUGUAAUGAAACUGUUGAUUUCAACGAUUUUUACAAAACUGAGGAUGAGUGUGAGACCGAUUGUCGUACCAUGAAGAUCAAAUUGGCGCUAUGGCGAGGGGACAGCAAGGCGAGCAUUCAGCCCUAUAUCGAACUUCUAGAGGAGUAUACCCGGAACAAGAAAAUCACCGAUGGUUUCUUGAAACUGGUUUACCACUUCAACCAGGUAUAUCGGCGAGACCUUGCUUACUACGAAGAAUUACAUACCCUCGUUAAAAAACAGAGGAACAUGAAACAGAAAUAGACUGGACAACACAGUUAUGUGCAUUGAGUGAACAUAUGGUAGAGAUUGCAAGUUUGGUCCAUGAAUUUAAUAACAGUAUAAAUGAUUUUGUAUAUGUCCUAUAUGAUAAUAUAUUAUAGUCUAUUUCAAAUGUAUAUGUAUUAUUCUGUGUCUUGCUUUGAAUGGUUAGGCAUUUAUAAUUUAGUUACAAUUUUAAGAUUUUUGUGUUACAUAUCGAAGAACUUUUUGUAUAAGAUAUUGAUUGGGUUUCACUGAUCCCACAAUAACAUAGUAAUCAUUGCAUUUAUUUUGGUGAAUUGAUUAAAACUUUCAAUAAAGAGAUAGUCCCUUACUUCUGUGUGGAUAUGACUUAAACAUAAUAUGCUAAUAAGUGAAUUAUAGGGAAGCUAAAUUCUUGCAAAAUGAGUGAAUAAUUUGAGUCAUUUGAUAAUUCAGGUUGCAAAUAGAAUGUAUUUAUCAUUUAACUUCUGUAAGAAAGCUAUCAUUUAAAUGUUCCUGUAAUAUUUCAUUUUGAAAGAGUUUAAUAUUCUAUCCUUUAUCUAUUUAAAGGCCCAAUAUGCCUUGCAAAUGCUAUCAUUUUAUUUCUCAAAACUUUUUUAUUUCUGGUAUCAUGUCAGAGUUUCCUAAAAAAAUACUUUUUUUGCCAUAUAGAUGAAUAGACUACUUCUUUUGCUUUGUUGGCAAUUGCUAUAGUAAUAGUGAAUUACUAUUUUGUAUGGAAGUAAAAAAAACUACCUUGAUUACAUUUUGCUACCUUUAUGACACAUUACUGCUAACUCAGCACUACUUUCUUCAGCUGUUAAACAUCUAAUGUGCGGUAAAUCCAUUAUUAAAACAUUAUUAAACACUUGUUUGACAUUUCUAAAGAAAUUUGUAUAUGUGGAUUUCUGAGGCAUAAUGUGCCUUUAAAGGUUGAUAUUAUGUUAGCAUUGUUUUGUACAUUUUGUAUAUGCCUAAAAUUAAUGUGCAUUUUCUAGGGAAAACUGCCACUGGAGUAUCUUUGUUGAAUUUAAAUUGAAAUAAUGUAUGUAAAUUUUGUUAACUGUUACAAUGACUGAUCCAUGGUAUGAGCUAGGGAUAUGGAAGAAUGAAGUUAUUUUUUAUUGUAUUUACUGAUUACUGAUCAUGUACAUGUAUUUUCAUUUUUGAAUUCAUUGUUAAUUUUGAUGUUUUGCAUUUUUCAUUUACUUGCAUUAUUGUUUCAUACAUGCUAUUUUGAUAUUGAAAUGUUUUAUUAUUUCUUAUUUUCCCAAGAUUACAUAUGUCAUCGUUUACAUUGUUAAGAAAAGUGCUAGAAUACAAAGUUUUUCAUUCUUAGGAUACCAUCUCUGUCGUAACUUUGAAUUACCCAGUUUGAAUUUUGCAUUGAAGUUUGAUUCAUCAAUUGUGACCUUUUGUUGUAGGCACUUAAAACAACAUGGAAUAUUUGAUAUAUGAAUGAUUGGUUUUACUUCAAACAAAAUUUAUCUUAAAUUACUUUCUAUAUUCAUAUAUAUGUACAUGUAUGUAUACAUGUAUAUGGUUUUACUUCAAACAAAGUUUAUCUUAAAUUACUUUUGUAUACAUGUAUAUACAAAUGGAUGGUUUUUCUUGAAACAUACAUAAAUUGCCAUGUAUGGAGUUUCAACAAGUAUGUAGUCUUUUUAAAUGAAAAAAAAAAACAUGGAAAAUAGGAGCGCUUAUAAUCGAUUGUAUCAAAGGCUCACAAAAAAAUUUGAGUAAAUAAUUGCCAAUUUAGCUUUGUUUAUUUGUUUGCAUAUUCAUGUUAUACAAUUGUAUGCUGCUUGUCUUCUCAGUUUUGUCAUACCUAUUUAGAUAACUUAACUGUCAACUUAUAGGAAUAUCAAUUCAAUUCAAUAUAUUUUAUUGCAUAAAACAUAAUAUAUUCUUUAUAUGACUUUAUGUUUUUGUGAUGUGAAUUUCUUACUGUUUUAUUGCAUUGAUGUGUGUAUGAAAAGUAUAAAUGGAAUAAAACAAGUUAACAGAG
Messenger RNA from Ruditapes philippinarum (Manila clam), 2960 nucleotides. RefSeq lists its product as uncharacterized. Lineage: Eukaryota; Metazoa; Mollusca; Bivalvia; Venerida; Veneridae. The record is from RefSeq and is a predicted model, not a curated record.